AUCCCCGAGCCCGACAUUGUCUCAUGGACGUGUAUGGUUGGAGUUUAUGCCCAGAAUGGAGAUCUAGAACACGCGAAGCUUUCUCUCAGAGCUUUCACGUUUACGAAGCAAAGAGGAUGUUUGACUCCAUGCCAGAGCACAGUGCGUUUUCUUGGAAUGCGCUGAUGCUCAUCUGUGCUCGUCAUGGACUUCUCGGAGAAGUGGUAAGAAUGUUUGACGAGAUUCCAGAAGCUGGGAUUGUAACUUGGAACAUUUUUCUCCAGGCUUACGUCCGAAAGGGAUUGAUCCGAGAGGCAAAGGCUGUGUUCUACCGAAUGCGUCUGUGCAAUGCGGUGUCAUGCACCGCGAUGAUUUUAGCCUGCGGUCUUAACGGAGAGAUGGAGGAGGCCACAAAAGUUUUUCAAGGUAUGGUGGAGCGAGACGUAGUGGCUUGGAACACGAUGAUCCAAGGUUUCCUGGAGAACCAUCUGUGGACAGAAGCUAAAGCUCUCUUUGACGAGAUGCCUCACAAGGACGUGACUUCUUGGACGAGCAUGGUUUCGGCAUUUGGUCGCCAGGGAAUGGUGGAAGAAGCAAGGAAGAUGUUUGAAGCAAUGCCGAAGUACGACGUGGUGUCCUGGAACGCUAUGAUCCAAGCUUACGUUGAUGCCGGGAGAUUGGAAGAGGCUAGAGCCAUCAUGGACAGAAGUAUGCCUGCGACGAACGAGUUUAUAGAACCAUGGACAGUUUUGAUGGUCGGGUAUGCUCGAGCAGGCCAAGCCGAAGAAGCCAGAGAAGUUUUCGCGAGAAUGCCGGGGAAGAAUGCUGCUGCAUGGACAGUCAUGCUGGCUACUCAAGUCUCACAGGGAAAUGGUGGCGACAAGUUACUUGAGGCCAAGAAAGUUUUCGACGAGAUGCCGGAAAGGAGCCUCGUGUCCUGGAACCUCAUGCUGGGAUCUUGCUUUCAAGCUCGCGAACUCGAGCAAGCCAAGGUGGUGUUUGAAACAAUGCCCGAGAGAGACGAGAUAUCCUGGAACACAAUGCUGGCUGGCUACGGUGUUCAUCACGGGAAACUUUUGGAGGCCCAGGAGAUUUUCUACACGAUGCCAGCUCGCAGCAUUGUCUCCUGGAACUCACUGCUCGGAUCUGUCACUGGAAACGGCAACUUAGAAGCGGCAGCGCGGUUCUUCGAGCGUUUUCCCGAGAAGAACGUCGUCUCCUACAACACCAUGAUCGCGGGGAAUGCUCAGGCCGGAGAGCUGAGCUCUUGCUUCAAUCUGGUGGCGAAGAUGGCAAUCGAGGGACUCACUCUGGACGAGCAAUCCUUCUCCAGUGUUCUGGCUGCGUCCAGCCAUGGCGGAAAGCUAGAACAGGGACUCCGCCACUUCGUGCUCAUGAGCGGCGACUUUGGAAUCACAGCUUUGAGGGAGCACUACGAUUCAGUCACAGACAUCCUGGGACGGGCCGGGAACCUGGAACUCGCUCGAGAGGUCGUCCAAGCCAUGCCAUUUCUCCCGGAUCUUCUGGCUUGGGGAUCGCUACUCGGUGGCUACCAGAUGCAAAGUGGCCAAGGCUUCACGCAACGAGCAGCCAGGAGCGUUUUCGAGCUGGGCUUGGGGCGAGCAAACAACCAUACCAAGUGGUAGACAAAUUCACGUUAUAUCAUUGUUUUUAAAAUAUGAUUUGUAUGAUCAAACUACACCCUGGUUUACAUU
Molecule: messenger RNA, 1694 nt
Organism: Selaginella moellendorffii
Lineage: Eukaryota; Viridiplantae; Streptophyta; Lycopodiopsida; Selaginellales; Selaginellaceae
Product: pentatricopeptide repeat-containing protein At4g02750
Exons: 2
Coding region: 24-1625 (533 amino acids)
Molecular function (GO): protein binding
Source: RefSeq, a predicted model, not a curated record